UCAUUUUUGUGGUUACUGUAUGUCAGUUUCUCGACGCAUCGCGACCAUUUCGAUGGCUAGCUUCUAUCUCUUUGUUUUAUAACGAAUUUAACAAACAUAUUUUCAUUAAAAUAACCACAUAUUUGUGGGCAAUAAUCAAGGUGCACUUGUCAUAUAUGUAAUACGUAUAUUCUUAUACGAUAUUUACUAUAAGUGAUUCAUUCUAAGUGAAGUGCGUACGCAUAUAGGUGGUGAAACAGUUUUGUGCGUUAUUUUUAGUUAAAAUAAUCACAAUGCCUGCUAGUGCGGUUUAUCAGCCAACGACGGUGACUUAUGAACAGCAACCUAAUGAUCAACGCUGGAAUUGCCCAAUCAGCUACUUCUCACGAAGGGUGACAAGUAGCUUGAACCGGGUUGUGUGCAUACGACUGGCAUUGUGCCUCUUUGGAAGCACUUUGUUUAUUAUAGGUCUUGCACUUCUAAUAGCCGGUGGUGUACAGUAUUCCAACUCGCCUGCGACGCCCACGCCACAAGACUCCGAUAACGGGUUCGGAGCCCUCAUCGCUGGCGGUGUUAUAUUGUGCCUUGGACUGCUAUUCGCAGGAGUAGGCGGAUGGGCUUGGUCGGCUCGCUGGGGAGGAGGCAAGGAGGCACCAGCUAGCGGUGCUGCUGCACUAACUGCGCUCAACCCAUCAACGGACCCAUUGGUUGCUGCACAGUACGCGCCUGUACGAGAUGCGCCGCCUGCGCCCGAUGACGAAAUGCGAAACCUUAUGGACAACAAGGAAUGUUUGAGCAGUGCAGAAGAAAGUGACAAAAUGCUUGAUGGUCGACCGUCUGUGGCGUAAAUAAAGAUAAAAAAUAAAAGGUAUUCUUGUAAACAAGUUCUGAAACAUAAAUGUCCACCUAUAAAAAUAUUUUCAAUCUUUCAAACGGACGAUUGUACUUAAAUUAUAUAAGAAAGAAUUUAUUUUUAUGACAAUCGCCUUUUAAAAAUUGGAUAGGGAUUUAACCAGUUUUGUUUUGGUAACAGAAACGAUACCUUUCAAACAGAAAAGGACAAAAAUUUGAGGUAUAUUAUUUAAUAUAUCUAUACUUAGUUGAAUUGCAUUUUACGGUACAAAUUAUAUGCGGCAGUUUUAUAUGUGUGAUAUUUUAUUUACAUUUUAUUUUAUUUUGACUUAAUAUUAUAUCUUAGUGUCACGUGUAGAACCCGACUUAUGUUUGAAUAAACAACAACACAUUGUUUAUAUAUUCUGCCUUUAUCAAAAGUAUUUUUUGUAAAGUGUUCAAUUUAGAACUAUAAUGUAAUUCUAUUUAAUGGUAGAAUUAUAAAUUACAGAUAUAUUUUCUUGAUGUUAUACACACGAUCAAUAUUCAUAAAAUAUAGUUUUCGUAGAUGAUAAUGGUAAUUUAGAAGUCAUGUGGCCAAAUUAUCGUCCAGUUUUAAAAAUUAGAUAUAAUGUCCAUAUAUAAACGUUUUUCAGUAAUAAAGUUAUGUAAUGACAUUGUAUUGUAGCAUACGUAUUUUUGAUGUUUCAAAUCUAAAAUGUAGGCGUAUUUUUGGUUGUAUAUAAAAUGUGCAUUUCAAUAGAUAGUAUAUAUAUAAGAAUAGUGUAUGUAUUCGAAAAAUAUUUUCAUAGCUACGUACCGGUUUUUGUUUGUCAUCGAUGUUUGACAUUUAUUGAAUAUCAAAAUAAAAAAUAAAACCUCAAUCGAAAUUUAAAUGUGAGGUAUUUUGAACGUUUCUCUUUGUUCAUUUCGUACAAACUACUGAUUACUCUCUUUUUCACGUAUAUUAUAAUAAUGCAUUGUAACAGUUCUACUACCUAAUAGUAUAUAUUAAGUUUCCUUUGGAAAAUAAUAUUAUUAAAACAGUAACAUUUCAUCGAUAUCGUUAUUUGAAUCAUCACAAUUUCCAACUUAUAUCUCCGUGUAUAUGGCAACAAAAAUAAAUUAUUAUUUUGGAAGAAAACUUACUGUUAUUUAAGUAUCUAUUUUUUUUUUAAUUAUAUGGAAGAAUAAAUAAUGGGUCACUCACACCUUCACAAUAAUAUGAUGCGUUGGUACAUUUAUAUAUGAAAUGCAAAAUUUAUAGGAUGGCAUCACUUGUAUGUCGUAAAAAACCCAAGUUGAAAUGAUAAUAAUUUACAGCAAACAAACUUGAAAGUUAGCCAUAAGAAUAUACAUUAAUAUUAUUUAUCUGUUUCUGCAAUUUUUUAUAUUUUCAAUAUUUGUUUUUAUUCUAUACAUUUUAUGAUUUAUGAAAAUGUUUAAGUAUUUAAUACAAUAGACAAAAUAAUGCCUACUCCUUUUCAUUACAUUUUAUUUACAAUCUGUUGAGGUUUAUUUAUAGAAUAAAAAAAGAUGUAAUAUGUUUUAAAUACCCUAAUUGGACUUAGCUUUAGGUUAGUUUUUUUUAUAAUUACUACUAUAAAUGUUGUGUUAAUUUUGUGUUGAGACCGUCCUGAUUAGUUGUUAAGUGUAGGUUGUUUAUGUCCAAACAAUGACAUUUCGAAUUAAUUCUGAUAAAUAACUGUUUUUUUUUAUUGGUAUGAAUAUAACAAUGUUGUUCAAACGUAUUAUGAUAAAUUCGAUGAUAUCUUUGUGUCUGCAAAAAUAUAAGUAUAUUUGACUUGGUAUUGAUGGACUGUACCUAUAGCAUUUAAUUGAAAAUAUAGGGUAAUGUAAUGUAAUUGAUAUUAAAUGUACUUUAGGCUCUGCAAUAUUCAAAUUUAUUAUUUCGAAUGACAUUACUUUAAAACAAUAAAAAAAAUAAAGAUAAAAAAAACUAAGAAUGUAAAUAAAAACAAUAUUUAGCUAAGCAAAUCACAAGUUAGCCAUAAGCAUACUAUAUUUUAAUAAUCAAGUUAAUAUAAACUGUUUAUGUAUUAUUUCUAUUCUAUACAAUUUUAUUUUAUUUUUGUUUGUGGUGCAAAUGAGAUUUUUAUGGUGUGUCGAAUGAUGUUAACUUAUACUUAUUUUUAGUACUUAAAGUACAUAAAUUAUUUUAUAAUAUUUAUGUGUACUUAAUAUCUUCAAUCUCCAUUUAAAUAAAUAUAUAAGAAUAAAA
Molecule: messenger RNA, 3052 nt
Organism: Vanessa tameamea
Lineage: Eukaryota; Metazoa; Arthropoda; Insecta; Lepidoptera; Nymphalidae
Exons: 4
Coding region: 273-827 (184 amino acids)
Source: RefSeq, a predicted model, not a curated record